Zeugodacus cucurbitae (melon fly) is the source of this 1210-nucleotide messenger RNA. RefSeq lists its product as uncharacterized. The transcript is spliced from 3 exons. The record is from RefSeq and is a predicted model, not a curated record. The coding region runs from base 106 to 909 and encodes 267 amino acids. NCBI's taxonomy places the organism in Eukaryota, Metazoa, Arthropoda, Insecta, Diptera, Tephritidae.
CUUAAUAAUUGUAUUCAGAAAAAUUCAUUAAAAUGCAUUGAGAAAAUCAUUUAAAAGGCUACGAACUGCACUUGAAUACUUGUAGUAACACCCAUAGUAAGCAACAUGAAAGUUGUGUUGGCAUUAACCGCAGUAUUAUUCGUGCUCCUAGACAAUAGGGUAUCCGUCAGCGCACACAGGCGUCUUCCGCAUCAUACUCCUCAGCGUCCUCCGCAUACUCAUCCAGCCGAUACCUAUAUUCCAGCCAUUGCGGGUGAUCUAUUUACAGCAAUUUUUAACCCCAGUGAAUUUCCGGCCGUAUCGGUUGGACCGAUUACCAAUGCUCAAGGAUGCAUUAACGCGCACAAUAGUUAUGCUCUAAUUGCAGUUGCUUAUGCUGGAAAAGCUAUACGUCGUGCAGUAAAAAUAACGGAAGGCGGUCUGCAUAUUACCAAUGUAGAUCAGUUGCGAGAACAAUUCGUUGAGAACAUAAAUCGCUGUAGCAUACUUGGGAAAUCCCCUGAAAGAUUCGAUUGUUACGAGAGGGUGAUUACCGAUUUGUUCCAAGAAAUUGCUACAGCAAACCAAAGCCAUGGCUACAUUUUCAGACCAAUAAUAUUAAAGGCGUUAAAAAGGCUUGACAAAAAAUUAGCUAGAGUGUCUCAGAGAUUGCAAAAAUGUUUAGCGAGAUUCCCAGAAUCUGCAACAUCUACAACAACGGAACCGCAAACUUCCUCAGAUACAACAACGACUGUCGGCGUCUCGUCAUCAGAACCGCAAACUUCCUCAGAUACAACAACGACUGUCGGCGUGUCGUCAUCAGAACCACCAACUUCCUCUGAUAUAACAACGACUAUCGACGUCUCGUCAUCAGAACCGCAAACUUCCUCGGAUGCAACAACGACUGUCGGCGUGUGGAACUUCCUCUGAUACAACAGACUCCUCCGUGAGCACAACAGCAACAACUACCGACUAAACAUCUCCGCGCUUCUUCCUUCCUUCACUCUUCCUGUUGAGUAUCGAUGCAAAUUCUGAAUUUGAAUGGUAAAAUUGCACAGAAACCUCUAUAUAUUAACCCAUACUACAUACUAAUACUGAAAAUGAUAAUAUCGUUUAUUUUUUGCGUAAACCAGGGCAAUGUGUUAGAGUUUUACGAAAGUUCAUAGCCGUUUUGUAGUAGUUUAUACUCAUCACGCUCCGAAAAAUAAAAUAUAUCACUUUUAGUAAAGAA